Fusarium tjaetaba is the source of this 2985-nucleotide messenger RNA. Its product is annotated as C2H2 zinc finger. The record is from RefSeq and is a predicted model, not a curated record. Bases 1 to 2985 code for a protein of 994 amino acids. Gene Ontology annotation, cellular component: chromatin. The transcript has 4 exons. Gene Ontology annotation, biological process: DNA-templated transcription; regulation of transcription by RNA polymerase II. NCBI's taxonomy places the organism in Eukaryota, Fungi, Ascomycota, Sordariomycetes, Hypocreales, Nectriaceae. Gene Ontology annotation, molecular function: DNA-binding transcription factor activity, RNA polymerase II-specific; RNA polymerase II cis-regulatory region sequence-specific DNA binding; zinc ion binding.
AUGGGAGCUCAAAAUAUAUCGCCUCGCGACACUUCGGAUCCUACAGGUCGCGGCCGACGAAGAAGUCGCUCACCAGCAGAUGACGGCGCGGACCAGGCUAUAAAAUCAGAAGGAAAUCAAGAUGGACCAAAUGGCGCAUCUUCCAACUCCGACGGCCCUGGCCCUGCCAGAAAACGAAGACGGAGCCGAAAGGGCCUGGACAAGAGGUUUGAGUGUAGUGCUGAAGGGUGUGGGAAGAGCUAUUCAAGAGCGGAACAUCUGUACCGGCAUCAGCUUAACCAUAACUCUAAACAGACCUACCACUGUACUUUUCCUAACUGCACACGGACCUUUGUCAGAGGAGAUCUUCUCAAAAGGCAUAUGGACCGACAUGCUGCAAAGGGCUCGCAACUCAACCAGAGGGAUUCUAUCAUGGCACAAUCCAUAGCUCCGGGUCAAUCAAACCAACAAGUUCAACCUCCUAAUUUCAGUCGGAAUAAUUCUAUCGAUUACUCAAAGCACCAGCAAACGAAUAUGCCUUAUCAGACACCACAAGUUCAAACUCCUAACCCAUAUUCGCCCAUGAACAACAUUCCAACAGGCAUAUACCCUAAUGGAGCUCUGCCAAAUGGAAUGGAUAGUUACAUGUCCCCGACCCAGGGUUAUGAUAAUCGUACGCCACAACUCAGCCAACCACAAUCCCCUUCAUUUCAGCAAAGGCCGUCUAUGUCUGCCGGCAAUACACCAUUCAACAUGAUGUCUCCAAUUGCGAAUCAGCAAGGGUUCCCAAAUCAACAGAAUAUGUCGCAGAAUAAUUUUGUCAGCCAGCAAAACGUUAUGCCUAUGACCCUCCCUCCGGCUCAGUACCCCAACGGACAAAAUGCUGCUGUAGUUACUUCAGCGGAAUACUCAGAGCCAGGAACCACGCAGCCUAGCGAGAUGAUGAUGCUGGAUCAGAUGGCCAUACCCGCAACUGUUCCUGUCUUCGGAGAGGGAGGCGAUUCGAACAAGUCACCCUACGUUGGGAUGCCGGAGGACUUUAUGGCUUACCUCUUCAAUUCCCCCAGUCAAGCCAUGACACCAGUGAUGGGCCCGAACUACACCAACUAUGCGGAAUUACAAGGAAAUCAGUUUAAUAUGAAUCUUCUGGGCACAGACAGCAAUUCACUUGGAUACUUUCCAAGCGCUCCUCAGCAGGUAAUGGCUGUCAACAACCUUCUUGAUCAACAAGUUCCGGAAGCCACGAUAUCUGAGGAAAAGAGUCAAGAACUAUUCGACUUUAUCAAAGAGCGCUUCCAUGACAACAAGCAUGCUCCACCCGAUCGUCAAUGGGCCGAUCUGCUUGAAGGUGAUCGAUCAAACGGCGAGCAUAUGUUGAGUAAGAGAAUGAUGCAGGCUUACAUCGGUUCUUAUUGGUAUCAUUUCAGCGACCAGAUGCCUAUUCUUCACAAGCCUACUUUCUCUCCUGACAAGACACCGAACUUAUUGCUCCUCGCGAUGAUGGCCAUCGGAGGGGCUUGCCUCGACAGGACCCAUGGACACAAUGUGACGAGAGCAAGCGCCCAGCUCUCAAACUUUCUUGCCUGGCAUCUUCGAUGGGACAUCUUCAUGGACGUUAGCUUCAGGCCGCCUGCUAAACUGUGGAUCUUCCAGGCUUUGAUUCUUCUGGAAUUAUACGAAAAGAUGUUUGCGACAAGAGAACUCCACGAACGGGCCCACAUUCACCAUGCGACCACCAUCACUCUCAUGCGACGAGGACGAUCUCUGAUCGGCAAGUCUGCACUGGACUCUCCGCCAAACCCUCGUGACGUAUCCAAUGGGUCCCGGCAGUCCUCCACGUCCAGCUCGACAGGAACAGCUGAUAAAUGGUGGGAGCAUUGGGUCACAAAUGAGGCGACCCGGCGUGCAGCAUUCGCAGCCUUCAUUGUCGAUUCGAUCCAUGCAACGAUGUUUGGUCAUUCUGCAGUCAUGGUAGCUCAUGAAAUGCGGCUGCCUCUUCCUUGUGACGAGUCUAUGUGGCGAGCCGGCAGUAGUUCUGAAGUUUGGAGGAUUGAAUCAAACUUGAUGUCAAAUGGCAUCAAGCCAACUUCAUUCCUGGAGGGUCUCAAGAGAACCUUGAGUGGUCAAGAUGUCCACACGACAUCAUUCGGCAGAACCGUGCUCAUGACAGGCCUGUUGAGUGUCUCAUGGCACAUGCACCAGCGGGAUCUUCAGGUCAAUGUGCUGGGUGGCGGCAUCAUCCAGGCUCUUGGUGGUCGUGAUCGAUGGCGGGCUACUCUCACUCGAGCAUAUGACACUUGGAAAGCUGAUUUUGACAAGCAUCUUGAACGAAGCGAAGCCGCUGACCCAUAUCGAGACGACGCUACUAAGAGGCAGGAGUUCAACGUCGUAUUUGAAAGUCGCACGGUUUUGCAUCAUUUGGCACACAUGGCCAUGCAUGCUGAUAUCGUGGAUUGCCAAAUGUUUGCACGAGCAAAGCGUCUACUUGGUCGAACGAUUGGACCUCAAGAGUUUAAUAGUGCUCAAAGGCGAAUCAAAGACCACUGGGCCCACUCCGCGAGGGCGAGAGAUGCAGCCUUUUACGCUAUCAAGUUCCUCUGCUCAGUACUUGCUCCAGAUCAAGUAUCUGCAGCACAUGCGGGCGGAUACCACCUCGAUGAGCCUUACGACGCCCGCGACGAUGUUCUCCUGAACCGGCCUUGGGUGAUGUACUUCGCUGCCCUGGUUGUGUGGAGUUAUGGAUUUGCGCUCGAGGGACCUUGUCCCAAUAUUCCGCUACCUACCACAAGGCACGAGAAGCUGCAGCACAUGAGGAACUAUUUUGUCAAAUUCGGUGGCAUCGACAGUCCAGGUGCACUACAAGGUAGAUCAGGGGUCAACGCGAAUACAGCUCUUCUCAUGGUCCUCAAAGACACAUUUCAGACAACACGUUGGGAAUUGCUUCAUGAAGGAUCAGCUCUUUUAAGCAAUUGCAUUAUCCUUAACCAAGGCGGAACAAUUGAUUAA